Molecule: messenger RNA, 1503 nt
Organism: Engraulis encrasicolus (European anchovy)
Lineage: Eukaryota; Metazoa; Chordata; Actinopteri; Clupeiformes; Engraulidae
Gene: arrb2a
Product: arrestin, beta 2a
Exons: 16
Coding region: 248-1495 (415 amino acids)
Biological process (GO): positive regulation of ERK1 and ERK2 cascade; G protein-coupled receptor internalization; signal transduction
Cellular component (GO): cytoplasm
Molecular function (GO): angiotensin receptor binding
Source: RefSeq, a predicted model, not a curated record
CAUUGCACAGCGCAGAAACUAGAGGGCCACCCAAACUGAUUUUCAGUAGAGCAGGCAGCAGUCAUGUUGUGGAGGAGGAGCGAGCGAAGGAAGGGACGUGUGGGGGUAGCACGCUCUGGAAGAAACACCGAGGAGGCAGAGAGCUACUAACUCAAAAUAGGUGGAUUGGAUGCAGUGUUCUUUUUUGAAAGAUACAAACGGACUGGCCAAGAACUCGAUAAGCUCACAGCUGUAAGCUACCCUGGAGAUGGGGGACAAGGCGGGGACCAGGGUAUUCAAGAAGUCCAGCCCCAACUGUAAGGUCACAGUGUAUCUGGGUAAGAGAGAUUUCGUGGACCACCUGGAUCAAGUGGACCCCGUAGAUGGUGUGAUCCUGGUUGACCCAGAAUAUCUGAAAGACAGGAAAGUGUUUGUGACCCUCACCUGUGCGUUCCGCUAUGGCCGCGAGGACCUGGACGUCCUUGGCCUGUCCUUCCGGAAGGAUCUGUACAUCUCCACGUUCCAGGCCUUCCCGCCAAUCCCGGAAGAGCGCAAACCCAACAGCCGCCUGCAGGAGCGGCUGCUGAGGAAACUAGGACAGCACGCACACCCCUUCCACUUCACCAUUCCCCAAAAUCUCCCCUGCUCCGUCACACUGCAACCUGGACCUGAAGACACUGGAAAAGCCUGUGGAGUUGAUUUUGAGAUCAGAGCGUUCUGUGCCAAAUCUGUGGAGGAGAAGAUACACAAAAGGAAUUCGGUGCGGUUAGUGAUCCGUAAGGUGCAGUAUGCCCCAGAGAAGCCGGGCCCCCAGCCCAUGGUGGAGACCACUAGGAGUUUCCUCAUGUCCGAUCGCUCGCUCCACCUCGAGGCAUCUCUCGAUAAAGAGUUGUACUACCAUGGAGAACCCAUCAGUGUCAAUGUUCACGUCACCAACAACUCAACCAAGACCGUCAAAAGAGUCAAAAUCUCUGUCCGGCAGUAUGCUGAUAUCUGCCUGUUCAGUACGGCGCAGUACAAAUGUCCAGUGGCGCAGCAGGAGGCAGAUGACCAAGUGUCAUCCAGUUCCACCUUCUGCAAGGUGUACACGCUGACGCCCACGCUCACGAACAACCGUGAGAAGCGGGGGCUUGCCCUGGACGGUAAACUGAAGCAUGAAGACACCAACCUGGCCUCCAGCACAAUCGUGAAGGACGUCAGUAACAAGGAGGUCCUGGGGAUCCUGGUGUCCUACAGAGUCAAGGUCAAACUGGUGGUUUCGCGUGGAGGGCUCUUAAGCGGAUUGUUGGAGAGGGACGUGUCCGUGGAGCUGCCGUUUGUCCUGAUGCACCCCAAACCCACAGACCUCCCCCUCUCACGCCCACCCUCAGCUGUUCCUGAUAACGACCCUCCCAUUGACACAAACCUCAUUGAGUUUGACACAAAUAGCUUCUCCCAAGAUGACGACUUCGUGUUUGAAGACUUCGCCCGACUGAGGCUCAAAGGAGUGGCGAAUGAGAAGGAUGAAGAUUGCUAAAGCUCCAG